CUCCCGCAGCGGCGGCGGCGGCGGCGGAGCGGGGCCAUGGCCGCGGCGGGCAGCGGCGUGGCGGCAGCGGCGGCGGCGGAGGCGGGGGCGGCGUUCAGCACCGCGAACAGCGGCCGGGUGAACGGGCUGAGCCGCCCGCCCGGCGCCAUCGCCAUGAAGGAUCACGACGCCAUCAAGCUCUUCGUGGGGCAGAUCCCGCGUAACCUGGAGGAGAGCGACCUCAAGCCGCUCUUCGAGGAGUUCGGCCGCAUCUACGAGCUCACCGUCCUCAAGGAUCGCUUCACCGGCAUGCACAAAGGCUGUGCCUUCCUCACCUACUGCGCCCGCGACUCGGCCCUGAAGGCGCAGAGCGCCCUGCACGAGCAGAAGACGCUGCCGGGGAUGAACCGCCCCAUCCAGGUGAAGCCGGCCGACAGCGAGGGCCGAGGAGAAGACAGGAAGCUCUUCGUGGGCAUGCUGGGGAAGCAGCAGAGCGAGGACGACGUCCGGCGCCUCUUUGAGCCCUUCGGUCAGAUCGAGGAGUGCACCAUCCUCCGAGGGCCCGACGGAGCCAGCAAAGGUUGUGCCUUUGUGAAAUACGGCAGCCACGCCGAGGCGCAGGCUGCCAUCAACAGCCUGCACGGCAGCCAAACCAUGCCGGGCGCCUCGUCCAGCCUGGUGGUGAAGUUUGCGGACACGGAUAAGGAGAGGACCCUGCGGCGGAUGCAUCAGAUGGCGGGGCAGCUGGGCAUCUUCAACCCCAUGACCAUCCAGUUCGGCGCCUACGGGGCCUAUACGCAAGCGAUCAUGCAGCAGCAGGCGGCCCUGAUGGCGGCCGCGCAGGGGACCUGCCUGAACCCCAUGGCCGCCAUCGCCGCCGCCCAGAUGCAGCAAAUGGCCGCCUUCAACGUCAGCGGGCUGGUGGCCGCCCCCCUAACCCCCUCUUCAGGUACGAGCACCCCUCCCGGCAUCAGCACGGCGCCCGUGCCCAGCAUCGCCACGCCGAUCGGGGUGAACGGCUUCAGCCCGCUGCCGCCGCAGACCAACGGACAACCUGCCUCGGAGACCAUCUACACCAACGGCAUCCACCCCUACCCAGCUCAAAGCCCCACGGUGGCAGAUCCCCUCCAGCAAGCCUACGCAGGCAUGCAGCACUAUGCAGCAGCAUAUCCCACCGCCUACGCGCCCAUCAGCCAAGCCUUUCCCCAGCAAGCGCCCAUCAUCCCGCAGCAGCAGCGAGAAGGUCCCGAAGGCUGUAACCUGUUUAUUUAUCACCUGCCCCAGGAGUUCGGGGACGCGGAGCUCACGCAGAUGUUCUUGCCUUUCGGCAAUGUCAUCUCUGCCAAAGUCUUUGUGGACCGUGCCACCAACCAGAGUAAAUGCUUUGGUUUCGUCAGUUUUGACAAUCCGACGAGCGCUCAGGCAGCCAUUCAGGCCAUGAACGGCUUCCAGAUCGGCAUGAAGAGGCUAAAAGUCCAGCUAAAGCGGCCGAAAGAUGCCAACAGACCCUACUGACCCCUGCUCACCUGGCCCUGCGGAGAGGUCGGGCGUCCCGCGGUGUCUGACGACUUUCCCCUUCCCCAAGUGCAGUAUCCAAACCCGUAACUCUCUUUCUUUGCAACGCAUCCCGGAGGAAGAAGAGGAGGAAGAAGAAGAGGAAGCGAUGGAGAAAAUGGCGAAGAAGAGAACCAUUCUGGUCGUAGCUUUUCUUUUUCGAUUAUUUUUUUUUUUUUUUUCCCAAGCCGGUCUUGUUUGUUACUUAACGGGAACGAGAGAGUGAGGAAGAAAAGGAAGGAGGAGAGCGACGCGGCCCCGGGGCUGAGAUUCGCUGCCGGCCGUUCGCCGGGACUCACCGAAUCCCUCGCCGUGAGAAAGGACGAUGGCCCGGGGCAGCCGGGAUACGAUCUACCUUUGUGUUUGUGGGGGUUUUUUGGGGGUUUUUUUGGUUUGUUUUUUUUUUUUUAAAAGCACUCAUUUGCUGCUACCGAUUUCCCAGGAGAAACGAGGAAAAGAGGCUCCAAACGGAUUCUUAAACCAAAGCCGGUGGGAUGGGACCAGCCUCGGGCGCUUUCACCUGGAGGAUGCUUGUUUGGAAAAGAAAAAAAAGAAAAAAAAAAAAAAAAAAGAAAAACGGCAAGAUUUUCUUUUUCCCCAUGUUGGGAAAGGGAAAAAAAAAAGAAUGGAUCAAAGGAUGUUGGACUUAUAGAAGAUAUAUAUAAAUAAGUAUAUAUAUAUAUAUAUCCCAUGGAGCGGGGCGGCGGGACACGCGCUUCCCCCUGCUCGUCACUGGCACAGGGACAUAGGAUUACUUGUUUCAGAGUCAUAUCAUUCCUUAGAGUUUAGGGACCAAAGGACUAUUGCUUUUUUUAAAUAUAUCUAUAAAUAAAUUAAUUUAAAAAAAAAAAAAAAACCAACACAACAAAACACACACACAGAAAAAAAAAAACAACAAAACAAACCGGGAAAGAAGAAGAAGAAGAAGGAAAAAAAAAAAAAAGAGCAAACAGAAAUUGAAAAAGGUUGAGAAAAAAAAAAACAAACCUCGGGCGUUCAGAGCUGCGAGCGUUAACUAGAGGGCUCGGUUUUGGGGGGCCGAUUCGCGGGGCUUAAGGGCUCGGUUUCAGGGGGGCCGAUUCGUGGCUGGGGAUGGGGGGG
This is a messenger RNA of Grus americana (Whooping crane), 2634 nucleotides long. It is a transcript of the gene CELF6, whose product is annotated as CUGBP Elav-like family member 6. The transcript has 13 exons. Lineage: Eukaryota; Metazoa; Chordata; Aves; Gruiformes; Gruidae. The record is from RefSeq and is a predicted model, not a curated record. Gene Ontology annotation, biological process: regulation of alternative mRNA splicing, via spliceosome; mRNA splice site recognition. Gene Ontology annotation, molecular function: mRNA binding. Gene Ontology annotation, cellular component: cytoplasm; nucleus; ribonucleoprotein complex. Bases 37 to 1494 code for a protein of 485 amino acids.